Magallana angulata is the source of this 2911-nucleotide messenger RNA. RefSeq names its product sperm axonemal maintenance protein CFAP97D1-like. Lineage: Eukaryota; Metazoa; Mollusca; Bivalvia; Ostreida; Ostreidae. The coding region runs from base 992 to 1675 and encodes 227 amino acids. The transcript is spliced from 6 exons. The record is from RefSeq and is a predicted model, not a curated record.
UGAAUUUAUGUGAUGAUCAUCAUAUACUUUCAAAAAAAUGAUAAAAAUCAUAAAAAAAAUCAAAAAUCGUAAAAGUGACAUUAUGUACCAAAACUUUGUUUAACUUGUAUUGCCAAUUUGUACCGUUCUUAUUAAUCACAAAUAUAAAUGGACAAAUAAAAACGAUUCUUAUAAUUAUAGAUUGUGUUUACGUAGAUUUUCAUGAUUAAGAGCAUGUUCUGUAUAAUGCGUCACUGUUAGGACUGAAUUGUCACUAAACAUCAAGCUUCACCGUCACCAACAUUUUCAGAUCCCUCAACUCGAUAAUUUCUCAACUCAGUCCUUUCAGGAAAAGUGCAUAAAUUUGAGGUCAUAUUUCAGACUAGAGGCUGAGUAUUGACUUGAGGAAAGUUGGUGACAGCGGGGCCAGAUUUACAUCACUACAUGGCAAUAUAUCAACAAUAAUUAAUUAUUUGCAAAUUUUGAGACAAAGACACACAUUCCAACGGGGUUUGUUUUUAUUUUAGAUGAAUCAUUGCAUAAAUGUUAGAAAAUGUGAGCAAAUAAUUGAUAGGGUAUUACAUGUAAUAUCUAAUUUAAGAUGAAGGGCCGUGUUGUGACAAUUUGACAGAAUACCAGUUAAGGGGUCACGGUUAAGGGUCAGUAAAGACUCAAGUAUAGAAUAGCAAACGCGCUGGCAGAAAAAAUAAAAAAGGAAUCAAUCAAUCCAAAGUCAAUGCCUUUGUAAACUCUGUACCGUGUACAGUCUGAAUCAUAACUGGGCAAAGUUUGAAUAUUCAACUUCUACUGAUACUGAUAUAUGACGCCAAAAUCUAUCAAUUUUGUCCUCGACGUCGGUAUCAUUAUGACGUCAUCAGAAUUGUUACGUUUACACCUGAAACGCCAAAGCUUCAAUGUAUUUGUUUCAUAGCGACCUUGGAAACACUGUACAUGACUCCAUUUUUGGAGAAACAACAGCACAAUUGGUCCGAACGAGCAAACAAUUUUCAGAAUGCACAGAGCAUAUCAACCUCUGACACCUGCAAACAACAUCUACCUGAGGCAAAGGUGGGAUCAAGAAUUCUAUGAAGAACACAGAAAAAAGAUUUCUCUUGCCAAAUCAGUGAUAGAUAAUAAGCCGCCAAAGACUUACAUGCAUCUUCAUAUCAAACUCAAGAAGUUACAGAUGGAAGGAGAACGCCUCGCCAUUGUUGAGAGAGAUAAUAGAAUAUUGUUGGAGAAAAUGGCGUUUAUCAUGAGAACAGGCGGAAGUGUCGAUAACCGGAAGGAGGAUUAUAUGCAAAAAAGCCUGAAUAAAACUAAAAGGCAACGAGAACUUUUAAGAAUUACCCAUGAAAAUUUCGCCAUAUUAAAAAGGUUGACGGCCAAAGAACCGCAUUACCAUCACAUGCGCUGGCAGGAUGAAUGGAAUAUCAAUCAGCGGUACAUGAUGAACAUCUCUAAAUUCCCCCUUUACUGGAAGAACAAGCAUCUUGUUCCGUACGAGGUCCAUAAAGAAAAGAUAGCCGAAGCAAAUAGACGCAUCAGGAAUCAGCAAGAGCAGCAAAUGAAUGACAAAGGAUCGAAACCGGAAGUGAGCGGCUCUAAAGCGAACGGCACCGUGUCCCCCCAGUCCGGUCUCCUAAGCCCCCAGAUCCGUAUCCAGUCCCCCUCCUCUGAUCAUGUGGAAGAUUAGAAAUUUUUUUUAUAUCUUAAAAAAACAAGAGCUACACUAUUAAGCUCUUGCGUUUCUUUGGAAAUUGUAACCAAGAUUGAAGUUAUUAGUUGUUUAUUCAUACGUCUAUUUUCGUAUUUUAUGCUAUUUAAAAUCUUUUAGAGAAUUUUUUAUAUAUACAUUGUAAUUUUUUCCAGUUAUUCAAAUUCAGAAAUUCAGUCAAUGAACAGUUUAACUAUAGUAUUAACUUAUUUGUUGAAACUUUCACAGUCGUCGAUUUAUGAACAUUAUUCAAAGGAUAGAUAACAUAUAAACUCACUCUCUAUCAACCCGGAAAUUCAUACAUCGUUUACCGCAUGAGAGAGGGUCGAAGUUUUAUAUUGUGGUUGUGAUACUACAUUUGUAGUAUAUUGGCAAAGGCUACCGCUUUCGUCACAUUUUGCUUCAACAUUUUGAUAUUUCAUUAAUGCAUUUCUUAAUGUCAAAACCAGAAAUUGGGAUAGAAGAAGUAAAAAAAAAAAGGUUUUUAAACGCCCCCUUUGUCGCGUUUGGUUAAAAGCACGGCUAAAAUUCAAAUAACCUACCGGAAUUGCGCAUUGCGAACGACAUUGAAACAACGGAUGAUAAUGUAAAUCAAAGUACUGAGGUACUGAAAGCCACGCUCUUUUGGUGUGUCUUUAUGCAUAUUGUGUAGUAAAGACUGGAGAUCUCUCUCUCUCUCUCUCUCCCUCUCUCUCUCUCUCAUGCUUUUAAUGUUGACAAAGCGUCAGAGAGCGACCAAAUUUUGUAAGCGGCUAUAAACAAAAGUAUGUCUGUCUAGUAGGAAAAAAAGUUCAACGGUUGAUGCCUUGAAUUUUGCAACAAGCGUUAUAUAUUUAAUCCCCAUUUCGCGCAGCAUAGUAGUUCAUAAAAAUUCAUGCGCAUUGUAUGUGUCCAAAAUGCAUAAUAUUGUUUUUAAAGUACGUUAUUAAUAAGAAAACUAAAAAAGAUAGAUAAUUCUCUCGAAAUUAAAAAAAGAAACAAAAUGCCAGCACCUUUGAAAAAUAUGGCUCUUUGUGUAACUAUUUGGUAUAGCGGAAGCUUUUACUUUGACGCUGUUUGGUUUUCAAUUUACUUUUGAAGUUGUGCUAUCUAUAGUAACAUAAGCGAUUUGCCUGCCUACAGCAAGCACAGACUGCUUUCAGCAGAGCCCAGCUAAAAAGCGUGGUGUGUUCCCAAAACUUCUAAAUGGAUAUUUUAAAAAACAAUUUCUCGUAA